AUGGAAGAGAUGUGGAACCGAGUCAAAGCCGAAAAACAACCAACGAAACCUAACACGUGGCAAGGCCAAGGUCAUGUCAUUUCAAGAAACGACUCAAGAAUGUCAACAUCGUCGUGUCCUUCUCCGUCGCGAGCGAGGAGGCCUCCGCCGUCGCCGGCACCGUCAGUAAUGAUGGAGAGAAUUCCGACGUGGGUGAAGUUGAAAAAAGAGUUAUCAAUGGGAAGAGAUGAGCUCAAUUCACGAGUCGAAGCUUUCAUUAGAAAAUUCAACGACGAAAUGAAAUUACAAAGGUUGGAAUCUAUUAGACGUUAUAAGCUUUUCCGUCGUCGGAGCGAUGAUAAGUAA
Arabis nemorensis is the source of this 345-nucleotide messenger RNA. The record is from the annotation of a GenBank genome assembly. Lineage: Eukaryota; Viridiplantae; Streptophyta; Magnoliopsida; Brassicales; Brassicaceae.